This is a messenger RNA of Microthlaspi erraticum, 1698 nucleotides long. Lineage: Eukaryota; Viridiplantae; Streptophyta; Magnoliopsida; Brassicales; Brassicaceae. The record is from the annotation of a GenBank genome assembly.
AUGAUCGCGAUGAGACAAAGAAAAAUUCAGGACAGAUCGAGCAAAACAGAGAUCAGUGUUAGUGGGAGAGAUGUGGGAAGUUUAAGCGGCGAGGAAUUGAUGAUGAUCAGACGCCGGCGACGGGAGAGUGACGGAGAAAGGUGGAGGUUGAGACACGUGGAUGAAGUGGUGAGGAAAUUGAUGAUGAGGAAACCGAAGAGCUCUAAGGUCUUUACGGCAACAGUGAAGAAGGAGAUUAUAGAGAUUGAGUCAGACAGUGACAGAGAUGAAGAAGCUGGUGGUCGAGUGCUGGCUCUCUGUGGUGGUCAAGUCAAUGCAUCAACUGAGAUUGUUUGUGCUGAAAAAGGCCAAACCGGUAUGGAGAUUGUUUGUGCUGAUGAUGAUUGCAACAACUCCGGUUUGGAAUAUGAUGUGGAGUACAAGAAGUACUUGGCGAGCUGUACCGAAAUCAACCUGUAUUUGCCUCAUAAGAGGGACGCUUCUCCAAUGCGUCUCAUGUACACUGAGAUGAAGAAAGGCAGAGCAGUGAAAUCUGAGAAGAGAAGAUCUGAGUCUGCUCUGGCUUCAAGAUGUUCAAAGAGGUUGAAGAUUGAUAAUGGUAAAGCUGAUCGUAGAAGGAAGACUGGUCAGACCAAGAAGACAAUCAAACUAGAGAGCAAACGCAAGAGAGAAGAUUCUCGAGCGACGAGGAAGGUUGAUCUGAGCAAGAAGACUAUCAAGGUAGAGCCUAGAAGCAGUGUCAAAGAUACCAAACAGAAGAAAGGAGAAAGGAAGAUUGAUCUGACCAAGAAAAAAGUCAAAUUAGAGCCUCAAAGUAGUGUCAAAGACAAGAAAGAAGAUGCUCGUCGAAUGACUAAGAUCAAGAAGGAGAAUGAGCAGAGCGCUGCAAGGAGAAAUGCAAAGUCUGAGACGGUUUUAAGAGCUUCAAAGAGAUUGAGGACUGAAAAUAGGACUACUCACAAGAAAGAAGAGACCAAAAUGAAGAUCACUGUGUCCAAAAGCAAUGUCAAAGCAAAGACUACAAAAGACAACGUAAGUCACAGUUUCAAGCCGUGCAAGGAGGAGAGUGAAGAGACUCUAUCGGCAGUAGAUAAAGGAUAUGCUUAUUUCUUAGCAUUUGUGAGGAAUUCAAUUACUGUGGUCCCUGAACCGGAGCGGAAAGUGAAACCUGUAGAAAAUUCGGUGUGUUUGUACGAUCCUGAUAUUAUCGCAGUCAGUGAUCAUCCGUUUUUCGAUGGAGGCAAGUCACCAUUCGAGGCAAACAGAGACGGCAAAGUGAUAGAUCUUGAAGAUGGUAUUGAACCAGACAAUAUAUUCAACUCUUCGUUUAGCAAGAGGCUAAUGGAAGUCCUCAGAGAGCCUUAUGAUAAAAAGGAGUUUGUGAAACUCUACCAUCAGGCAUCACACAAGAGACCUUUAACUCGGUAUAGGCAAUUGCGUAACGGAACCGAGAUUGAGUAUAAUGUUCAUAACCAGUUGACACAUUCAUAUCUCCAAGACUAUCCAGAUUUCAAAAAGCAGUUAAGUCGUUAUCGGAAAGAUCCUCCUAGAGCUCUGAACUUAUUGCGCGGAUUUCUCUUUUACUUAGAGAACAUAACUCUUGAAGGUGCAUUCAAACCAUGGAAGUAUGAACAACGUUUGAUGAGAGAAUGCAAGAUCUUGUAUGCAUCAAGCAGCUCCGCACCACAUAGCUCUUGA